UGGUCGGGUCGAGGGAGGGCACAUUUCUUCAUGAUUCGGCGAAUGUCAUCAACUCAUGAGGUUAUUCUGUACACAUUUGGGCGUUGUAACAGAAAAUAUUGUUCUUCCAAUAAGACUUCAAAGUCGAAAUUAGUCGAGACCUUUCACAAGUUUUCAGAUCAGUAUGCGUUUAGAAAAGUUUCGGCUGUUGUAAAUAAUGCAGUACUUUAAGGGUAUUGGCAAUGAAGUCAUUUUGGCUCUUGUAGCCCCAACAUUUAUUCUAUUGUUCUUGGUGAUCAAAUUUCUUGUUGAACAAAUUUCUCAAGCCCCACAUAACAGUGCUGGAGAUUCACCUUCUUCGAGGCGAAGUUGGACUGAAUGGCUGCCAGCCUGGCUUUAUCAGCCAGACACGGAAAAUCCAAAUGAAAAUGUCAAUCGUAAUCGUACACAUUUCGAUACAGACACCUGUUCAAUAUGUAUUGGACCAUUUAGAUUACCAUUAGAAACAAAUUGUGGACAUCUUUUUUGUGGGACAUGCAUAUCAGCUUUGGCAAGUCACCAGUUUGCACUGCGUGCUGUACGGUGUCCAUUAUGUCGUCAAUCGGUUUCAAUUUUCUAUGAAUGCUUUUCUGAAGAAGAGCUCCAUACUGAAUCAGAUGAUAGAAAUUCCAUUCGUGAAAUGGUCCAAUAUUAUAACCGCAGGUUUUCUGGACAGCAUUCUUCACUUUGGUCCCACCUCCGAGACUUUCCAACUACUGUUCGCCACAUGUGGCGUGAAAUAUUACGUUCAGACGGGGACACUGCUCAUACAAUUUUUCGCCUUCGAAUUGCUCUUUUCUUUGCAGCUGCUGUCAUGUAUUUAGCAUCACCACUUGACCUUGUGCCUGAAGCUGCUUUUGGAGCACUGGGUCUUCUUGAUGAUGUUAUGGUUGUAGUUCUUCUUGCUAUUUACCUCAGUAUUCUGUAUAGACGUCUAGUUGUCAGUAGGGGACUGAGAACUAUGUGAUGGUGUUGUAGUUGUUGUAUAGGAAACAGCAGCUUUUGUUGAAUUAAUUCACUAGUCAUAAUGUGAUGCAGGGUGAUUUGUCAGGAUCCAAAGUGUUAUAAGAGAUGAGAUGUAUGUUUGUAUUUUACUACUACUUAUGAGAAAUUUUAUUUUGAGAACUUAUUUAUAAAACUUACAUUAAUUUCUCCUAACCAAUGCACUUUGGUUUAAGAUGCAUUAUAUAAUAAUUAUAUUGUCUCUGACAAUAUUGAAAUGUACAUACUAUAUAUGCUGUAGUUUCCUCGUAGAUUUGAAAUGACUUUUCAGCAAGUUAAGAAUGUCUAACAUGAUGUGAUGUUUUCUAUAUUCAAGGGAAUUUUGGAAUUUGUAGUGUUUUGUUUUAAAUAUUUGAGACUGAUGUUAUUUUAUAAAUACGAAGUACCUUCAUGUAGUUUGCCAUUUGAAAAAGAAAAAAAAAAACAUCUGCAGUUGUGUGCUGUUAGAUAGUCUGCUAUUCGUGAUUUGGGAAUGAGCAUAAUAAAAAUUACAGAUACUAAGAA
Frankliniella occidentalis (western flower thrips) is the source of this 1524-nucleotide messenger RNA. Its product is annotated as E3 ubiquitin-protein ligase RNF170. The record is from RefSeq and is a predicted model, not a curated record. Gene Ontology annotation, molecular function: ubiquitin protein ligase activity; metal ion binding. Bases 197 to 985 code for a protein of 262 amino acids. The transcript has 6 exons. NCBI's taxonomy places the organism in Eukaryota, Metazoa, Arthropoda, Insecta, Thysanoptera, Thripidae.